Molecule: messenger RNA, 651 nt
Organism: Symbiodinium sp. CCMP2456
Lineage: Eukaryota; Dinophyceae; Suessiales; Symbiodiniaceae
Source: the annotation of a GenBank genome assembly
AUGUGGCGACUAGUCGCGAUUUGGGCUCUUCCUGCUGUGGCAGCGGACUACAACGUAAUCAACCUCGACAACGCCACGUUCCCAUUGCUGGUGGGCCGAAGGGAUUGGCCGGUGCUUGUCCGCUUCGACCGGGAGUACCCGUUCGGGGAGAAGGCCGAUGCCUUCAAAGCGGUGGCCGCCGUCGUCGCCAAGAGCAGCAGCAACACGCUGAUGGCCUCCGUGGGAAUCUCGACUUACGGCGAGAAGCAGAACCAAGAUGUGGCAAGACGAUUUGGCCUUAUUCCCAAAGACAAAGAAGAGUUGGAAAACAGCGACAUGGACAAGCUAUUCCCGAAGAUCUUGUAUUUCAAGCCAGGUGACUUGGAAGGGCAAUUGUACAAUGGAAAGGUCACCAAGGCCGGGUUGCUGAAGUUUCUGGGCAUCGAAGCGAAGACCUGCGACGUCCUCACCGGCGAAUUUUGCAACGAAGAGCAGAAGAGGCAGCUGAGAUCCCUCUCUGGGAAGAGCCCGGAGGAGCUGCAGCAACUCCUGGAGACCUUGACCAAGAGAUCGGCGCAGACGCUGAAGAAGGAGGAACGCAAGGAAGUGGAGGGACAGCUGGCGGUUCUGAAAAAGGUCUUGAAGGCGCAGAAGAAGGCCAAAAAGCAGUGA